AUGAGACGGUUUUCUAGUGCCAUUAGAGCGUGUAAACAGUAUAUACCUAACAUGUCAUUAGAAUACACUUCCGAGAGAGCAAAGGAAUUAAUUUCUAGAGCAGAUGCUAUCAGAGAAGAUGUGACUCGUCUAAGUGGCGGUCGUGCCGAACUUAUCUGUGUUUCAAAGCUAAAGCCUGCUAGUGACAUCAAGGCAUUGUAUGAUCAUGGCUAUCGUCAUUUUGGUGAGAAUUAUGUGCAAGAGUUGAUUGAAAAAGUGAAGGUGUUACCUAGUGACAUUAAGUGGCACUUCAUUGGAGGAUUACAAACCAACAAGAACAAGGAUCUAGCUAAAAACAUUCCUAACUUGUAUGUUGUCGAGACCAUUGAUACUAUUAAGAAGGCAAAGAAAUUGAACGACACCAGAAAACACAUGAUUGACGCGGAGACCCCAGGAUUUGGUAUCGUCAAUGUAUACGUUCAAGUUAACACAUCGGGCGAAGAACAAAAGAGUGGUUGUGAGCCAUCAGAGCUUGAUGAGUUAGUGAGAACCAUCAUAGAUGAGUGUCCACAGCUUAAAUUUGCAGGGCUAAUGACCAUCGGUAGCUAUGGAAUGAGCCAUGGUGAAGGAGAGAACCCUGAAUUUAAGCUCUUGGGUGACUGUAAGCAACAUUUGGAGGAGAAGUUUGGAUUGAAAGAUUUACAAAUGAGUAUGGGCAUGAGUAGUGAUUACGAGCAAGCGCUUCGACAGGGUAGCACUGCAGUGAGGGUUGGUAGUGACAUCUUUGGUCCCAGACCACCUAAUAACGGGCACUAG
Pichia kudriavzevii is the source of this 795-nucleotide messenger RNA. RefSeq lists its product as uncharacterized. The coding region runs from base 1 to 795 and encodes 264 amino acids. The transcript has a single exon. The record is from RefSeq and is a predicted model, not a curated record. Gene Ontology annotation, molecular function: pyridoxal phosphate binding. Gene Ontology annotation, cellular component: intracellular anatomical structure. Lineage: Eukaryota; Fungi; Ascomycota; Pichiomycetes; Pichiales; Pichiaceae.